This is a messenger RNA of Nannizzia gypsea CBS 118893, 2031 nucleotides long. Its product is annotated as U3 small nucleolar RNA-associated protein MPP10. The record is from RefSeq and is a predicted model, not a curated record. The transcript has a single exon. Gene Ontology annotation, biological process: rRNA processing. The coding region runs from base 1 to 2031 and encodes 676 amino acids. Gene Ontology annotation, cellular component: sno(s)RNA-containing ribonucleoprotein complex; nucleus; small-subunit processome. NCBI's taxonomy places the organism in Eukaryota, Fungi, Ascomycota, Eurotiomycetes, Onygenales, Arthrodermataceae.
AUGCCGUCCCAGAAUGCUGCAGCCGCCAGUACGGCGGCGUUUCCAAUGUCUAAUCCAGAAGCGUUCUUAAAGCCUUCCCUCCUUCUGUAUUCCGGAUCAGUUGCCGCAGCAAAGGGAUAUCUUGAUUCUCUUACACAGGACUUGAAACAAGAGCAGCGUGGACAGAAGCGAAAGCAGCGCACUCCAGCUCCUCAAGUUCAUCAGCUCCAUGUCAACGGAUUUAAUCACAAUCAAAUAUGGGAACAAGCAAAACGAAUCCUGGAUUCAGCAUUGAUAAUAUCUUCCCGAGACCUAGACCAGUUCAAUGCACAAAAUAUUACUUCUUCGAGGCAUCUUAAACGGAAAUUGUCCGAGGAUGACGAGGAUUUGUCAGACGAGAUGGAGGAAGAUGAGGAAAUGGAGGAAGAUGAGGAUGAGGAAGGCGAAGACGGCGAAGAAGAAAUGCUAGACAUGGAAGAUGAGGAAGAAGCCGAUUUUGGUGAAGAGGAGGGUGGUGAAUUACUGUCGGAAGAAGAAGAGGAAGAAGAGGAAGGAGACGAGGAUGCGCAAGGAGAUGAGUCUCCACGCCCUAAUAAAAAGAAGAAGACUGGUCCUCACGGCCUGAACGAUGAUUUCUUCUCUUUAGAAGAGUUCAACAAACAAUCAGCCUUCUUCGAGACUCAGGAUUCCAGACGGCCGCAUACCGACGCGGCCAGCGACGAGGAAGAUAUAGACUGGGAUGCAGAUCCCCUCUCACUCCCGGAUAUACCAGACAAAAGAGCUGCGGGUGAAGACGAAGAUGAUGAAGAUGAAGGUGACAUGGAAGAGGAUGAGCUGGAUCUUGAUAUGGAAAUACCAGAUGCCGACUCCGAAGAAGAUGGUGAUGAGGAUGGUGAUAUGGGGCUGAAUGAUGACCCGCGGCAAGCCAAAUAUGAAGACUUCUUUGACCCUCCUCCGAAUGCUAAGAAGGCCAAAUCAAAGCAAACAAAACAAAGUCAAGAAGAUAUAGAAGCGGAUAUUGAUCGAGCAAUGGCAAAUGUACGGCGAGAUUUGUUCGAUGAUGAUGAUGAAAUGAGCGGGGAGGACGAUGCUCCAAAUGGGGAACAAUUAAAGAACAUGUCCAGUCAUGAAAAGCGACGAGCACAGAUUGCAGAUGAGAUCCGACGGCUAGAAGCUGCUAAUGUUGCAAAGAAGGACUGGACGCUGAUGGGAGAAGCCCAGAGCAACGCCCGGCCAAUCAACUCGCUGAUCGAAGAAGAUUUGGACUUUGAGCGAGUUGGCAAGCCAGUACCCAUCAUCACAACCGAGGUCAGCAACGAUAUUGAGUCACUCAUCAAACGCAGGAUCAUCACCAAGGAAUUCGACGACAUCAUCCGUCGUCGACCACUUGCUAUUGGUGAACAGGGCGGAGCCGCUAAGCGGAAGUUCGAACUAGACGAGACGAAAGCUCAGCACAGUCUGGCAGAGCUCUAUGAGCAGGACCAUCUGCGUGCUACUGACCCUGGAUUCGUCGAUAAGGGGGCAGAGAAGCUACGGAAGGAGCACAACGAGGUUAUUCAGCUAUGGGAGGAGAUUAGCUCUCAGCUGGAUACGUUGUCAAACUGGCACUUCAAGCCAAGGAGACCUCAAGUCGACCUUAACGUGGUAUCGAAUGUCGAUACUAUCACGAUGGAGGAUGCUCAGCCAACUACUCGUGGCGAAUCAGGUAUUACAUCUGGCAACAUGGCUCCUCAAGAGAUAUAUAACCCUGGCGAAAGUAGAAUGGCCGGAGAAAUCAAGUUGAAGAGCGGUGCCUCGUUGGCCAAGGACGAGCUGAGCAAGGAAGCUAAGCAACGACAUCGUCGACGCCGUGAGGCGUUGAAGAAGAGGAAGAGAGAGCAUCAGGCGGCUGCCAGCAAGCCUGACAAUGCUGCAUCCCAGAAGAAAGAGUUGGUAUCCAGCUUGAAGAAGGGAGGCGUCAAGGUUAUUGGCAAGGGAGGUAACCUGACUGAUGUCCAGGGGAACAAGAUCCAGGACACUGUCGCGAAGGGCCGUGAGAAUCUGAAGCUGUGA